This is a messenger RNA of Saccostrea echinata, 597 nucleotides long. Its product is annotated as perlucin-like. Bases 32 to 568 code for a protein of 178 amino acids. Gene Ontology annotation, molecular function: signaling receptor activity. The record is from RefSeq and is a predicted model, not a curated record. NCBI's taxonomy places the organism in Eukaryota, Metazoa, Mollusca, Bivalvia, Ostreida, Ostreidae. The transcript has 5 exons.
AGAUAAGAUAUUUCGUUAGAUAAACACUGCAAUGUUAACAAUGAAAGCGAUUGCUGUUUUAACUUUGGCUGUCACUCUUUUUCAAGCAGUGUCAGUGUACGGUCAGGGCUGUCCAAAUGGCUUCAUGAUGCACGGAGAAGCCUGCUAUCUGUUCUCCAUUCUCCGAGUGUCUUGGAUCCAAGCAAUGAAAUUUUGCGAACUUUACGGAGGAGAACUGGCUGUCAUAGAAACUGAGCAGGAACAGCUGUGGGUGGAAUCUUAUCUCAACAGCACCUGGACACAUUACAAUCAGACAGACGGGAUUUGGCUCGGAGGAGCGGAUCUCUUAGUGGAGAACGAGUGGGAGUGGGUGAAGGAAGGAAGACCUUUCACUUACACCCGAUGGGCGCCCGGGGAGCCAAGUCACUAUCAGAGGGUGGGAGCCGACGAAAACUGCCUUGACCUUCUUCCACAUAAACAUUUCAUGUGGAAUGACGAGAGUUGUGCCUGGAAGAUGAACUUUUUAUGUAAAACAAGUUUGGACGGUGAUCCAUUGACUUUAAUAGGAAAAAGGUCGAACUCAGUCUAAGAAUAUCAUAGAGAACGUUCUGAAUCAGA